AUGGAUUCAUUAGUACCUGAGACAAGGGUUCUGGCUGUUGCUAGCCAUGUUGUCUACGGCCAUGUUGGAAAUACAAUGGCAACAUUCGUCAUGCAAUCCCUCGGCUGCGAAGUCGCCGCAUUGAACACUGUCCACUUCAGUAACCACACAGGCUAUCGCCAAUUCAAGGGAACCCGUGCCACUGCACAGGAAAUUUCAGAUCUCUACCAAGGCCUGUGCCAGAGUAAUCUCACAGACUUCGAUGUCAUGCUAUCGGGUUACGCCCCGAGUGCAGCAGCUGUGGAAUCAGUAGGCACCAUCGGUAUUGAUCUGCAAGAGAAGGCAGAGAAGAAGCCCGGGUCAUUCUUCUGGGUCCUGGACCCGGUCAUGGGCGACCAAGGCCGGCUAUAUGUCAAUGACGAUGUAGUCCCCGCAUACAAGAAAAUCAUCCCCUUUGCGGAUCUGAUUUUGCCUAACCAAUUUGAAGCAGAGACCCUCUCCGGCAUCAAAAUAACUUCACUAGCCACCCUGGCUUCAGCAGUAACAGCCAUCCAUAAGCUCUACUCAGUUCCGCACGUGAUAAUCACUUCAGUGCAACUUUUCAAACUCUCCCAAUCAGGCGCAACCCCUUCGCCACCAGAGAAUUUCCUAACAGUAAUCGGCUCGACCAUGCGCUCCGAUGGGGUCCCGCGACUCUUCCGCGUUGACGUGCCCGCAUUAGACUGCUUCUUCAGCGGGACGGGCGAUAUGUUCGCGGCGCUGACCGUCGCGCGUCUAAGCGAGGCCGUUUCCGCAGUGGAGGGUCUGCGCACGACCAAGUCGUGGGUUUCGCCUGACGACGUUGCCGCUACGGAUCUCCCGCUAGCUAAGGCGACUAUCAAGGUUCUAUCUAGUAUGCAUAGCAUUCUAGAGCGGACGCUAGAGAGUCGUGAUGCGGAGCUAGCAAUUGCUGUGCCUGCGUCGGAGGGAGAGGCUUCAGCGGAGGAAUUGGAGAAGAGGGAUUAUUUGCGUAGGACUAAGGCUGCUGAGGUUAGGCUUGUGAGGAACACGCGGUUUUUGCGGGAUCCGAAGAUUAUAUUUGAGGCGUUGGAGUGGAAGAAGGAGGAUCUUGCACCAAGGAAUACGCCAUAA
Messenger RNA from Penicillium griseofulvum, 1110 nucleotides. Its product is annotated as pyridoxal kinase. Gene Ontology annotation, cellular component: cytosol. The transcript is spliced from 6 exons. The record is from RefSeq and is a predicted model, not a curated record. NCBI's taxonomy places the organism in Eukaryota, Fungi, Ascomycota, Eurotiomycetes, Eurotiales, Aspergillaceae. Gene Ontology annotation, biological process: pyridoxal 5'-phosphate salvage. Bases 1 to 1110 code for a protein of 369 amino acids. Gene Ontology annotation, molecular function: pyridoxal kinase activity.